AUGGUGGAUUUUGCCAUCCACGGCGACUUCCCCAAGUACGGCAAUGAUGAUGAUCGAGUGGACUCUCUGGCCGAGUGGCUGGUGAAGCGCUUCUCCCACAUGCUCUCUAAGCAGCACACAUACCGCAACUCCAUUCCCACGCUGUCGGUCUUGACCAUCACCUCCAAUGUGGUGUACGGCAAGAAGACCGGUAGCACUCCCGACGGCCGCAAGAAGGGUGAGCCCUUCGCACCGGGAGCCAACCCCCUGCACGGCCGCGACUCGCACGGCGCUCUGGCGUCCCUCAACUCCGUGGCCAAGCUGCCAUACACCAGCUGCCUGGACGGCAUCUCCAACACCUUCUCCCUAAUUCCUCAGGUUCUCGGUAAGGGAGAAGAGGCAGAGCGCGCUGCUAACCUGUCCUCCAUCCUGGACGGCUACUUCGUAACUGGUGGCCACCACAUCAACGUCAAUGUGCUCAACCGCGCAAUGCUUAUGGACGCCGUGGAGCACCCCGAGAAGUACCCCAACCUCACCAUCCGCGUCUCCGGCUACGCGGUGCACUUUGCCCGACUUACCCGGGAGCAGCAGCUCGAGGUCAUCGCCCGCACCUUCCACGAGACCAUGUAAUAAGUUGUGGCACCACCACGGAGGAGGAGAUGAGC
Molecule: messenger RNA, 644 nt
Organism: Volvox carteri f. nagariensis
Lineage: Eukaryota; Viridiplantae; Chlorophyta; Chlorophyceae; Chlamydomonadales; Volvocaceae
Exons: 4
Coding region: 1-609 (202 amino acids)
Biological process (GO): L-threonine catabolic process
Cellular component (GO): cytosol
Molecular function (GO): formate C-acetyltransferase activity
Source: RefSeq, a predicted model, not a curated record